Molecule: messenger RNA, 2433 nt
Organism: Oryctolagus cuniculus (rabbit)
Lineage: Eukaryota; Metazoa; Chordata; Mammalia; Lagomorpha; Leporidae
Gene: CCDC102A
Product: coiled-coil domain containing 102A
Cellular component (GO): myosin complex
Source: RefSeq, a predicted model, not a curated record
UCCAGCUCGGGCCGCGCCCCUCGCCCCGAAGCUGGGCUACGAGGCCCACAAGUAGCCGGGGUCACCGCGGGGCCACAGCGGUGCUCGCGCCGGGGCCCCGCUGCGCCCGCCCCGCCGGCUCCCCUCCUUCCCCUCCCCCCAGGAGGGAGGAGGAGACUCCGCGGCCCUCCCUCGGCCCUCCCGGCGGCAGCCGCAGCCAGCCCCGUGCCCACUCCACCCAGCCCGGCGGGUAGGACGUCCGGAGCCCGCCAGUCCCGGCUCGAGGUCCAGGAGGCGCGCUCCACACCGUGGCCUGGAGAGCAGCGGGUCGCGGAGGCCAUCAUGCACAGUGGUGUCACGUCUGCCACGCGUCCCCCGCGCCGCCCCUGAGCCCAGCCACACGUUCGAGCCCAGGGCCCGCCCGGCCGCACCAUGAGCCAUGGGCCGAGCCCCCGGCUGGCCGAGUCCCCGCAGCUGUCCAAGGGCAGCCUCUUGACCAUCUUGGGCAGCCCGUCGCCCGAGCGCAUGGGGCCGGCCGACUCGCUGCCGCCCACACCGUCCAGCGGCACGCCGUCGCCGGGGCCGCCGCCCGCGCUGGCCCUACCACCGCCUUCCGCGCUGCUGGCCGACGGCGACUGGGAGAGCCGCGAGGAGCUGCGGCUGCGCGAGCUGGAGGAGGCGCGGGCGCGGGCGGCGCAGAUGGAGAAGACCAUGCGCUGGUGGUCGGACUGCACAGCCAACUGGCGCGAGAAGUGGAGCAAGGUGCGCGCCGAGCGCAACCGCGCGCGCGAGGAGGUGCGCCAGCUGCGCCAGCGCCUCGACGCGCUCACCAAGGAGCUGGCGGGCGCGCGGCGCGAGCGCCACGAGGCGCAGGGCGAGUGCGAGGCGCGCGGCCGCGAGCUGGCGCGCCUGCGGGGAGCCCGGGCGGCCGCCGAGCAGCCGCGCGGCGACGGCCCGGAGCCUGAGCAUGAGCAUGAGCCGGUGCGCGACGUCGGGUGCGAGAGGCCUCCCAGCAGCCAGGAGCUGGAGCUGAUGGAGAGCCUCCUGCAGAGCAGACCGGAGGAGCCUGAGGGCUGCUGGGGGGCGCGCAGCCUGGGGCCCGGGGGCCCCCGGAGCAGCUCGGGCCGCCAGGAGCGCAGCCGGCUGCCCUGGGAGGACGCGGUCUCCACCGAGGACGAUGCCUCCAAGCUGACCGCCCUGAGGCUGCGGCUGGAUGAGUCCCAGAAGGUGCUGCUCAAGGAGCGAGAGGACAAACUGGCCCUGAGCAGGAAUAUCGAGAAGCUGGAGGGGGAGCUGAGCCAGUGGAAGAUCAAGUACGAGGAGCUAAACAAGACCAAGCAGGAGAUGCUCAAGCAGCUCAGCAUCCUCAAGGAGACGCACCAGGACGAGCUGGGCCGCAUGUCCGAAGACCUGGAGGACGAGCUGGGAGCCCGCUCGAGCAUGGACAGGAAGAUGGCCGAGCUGCGGGGCGAGAUGGAGCGGCUGCAGGCUGAAAAUGCGGCCGAGUGGGGCCGCCGGGAGCGGCUGGAGACCGACCGGCUGGGCCUGGAGCGGGAGAACAAGAAGCUGCGGGCCCAGGUCGGCGACCUGGAGGAGGCGCUGGCGCGGCGGCGACGGCAGUCGGCCAGCGCCCUGGACUGCGACCUGCGGGCCAGCCAGGCCGCACUGUUCGAGAAGAACAAGGAGCUGGCCGACCUCAAACACGUGCAUGGCAAGCUGAAGAAGCAGAUGCAGGAGAAGGUGGCCGAGCUGGCGCACGCCAACCGGCGCGUGGAGCAGCACGAGGCCGAGGUGAAGAAGCUGCGGCUGCGGGUGGAGGAGCUCAAGAAGGAGCUGGCGCAGGCGGAGGACGAGCUGGACGAGGCCCACAACCAGGCGCGGAAGCUCCAGCGGUCGCUGGAUGAGCAGACAGAGCAGAGCGAGAACCUGCAAGUACAGCUGGAGCACCUGCAGUCCAGGCUCCGCAGGCAGCAGCAGAACGCCCCGCUCUUCGGGAAGAUCCGCAGUGCUCGCUUCGGCGCCGAGGAGGCCGGCGAUGGAGCCAGCGACCUGGACGAGGACGAGGACCUGCAGAUCCAGGUGGCCUAGGGCGGCACUGGCCCGAAGCCUCGGGCCCCUGGUGGCCCCGGCCCAGCGGCCACUCAGACUGACGGGGCUGCCGGUGCUGGUCCUGGGACCAGCCCCCUGCGACCCCGCGUUCCCCAACGAGGGCGGCCGCUGUGCCCCCCGCUGCCGCCGGAUUUUCAGGUGCACGACCUGUAGUACCCUGCGUGUGUGCCAGGGCGCCUGGAGCCCGUUCGCCUUUAGAACCACAGGGGCGGUCAAGGCCCAGUGCAGGUCACCUCACCUCUCCCCCUCCCAGACCCACGCAGGGCGGAGCUGGUCGAGGGAGGGCUGCCCUCGCCCCCGUGGGAUGGGCCCAGUCUUCUGUAAUAAAUCGAAUUCGAGUUCUCA